UCAUGUUCACUUCCCAAAAGUCAUACCUAAUAAACCCGAAUCCUCCUAUAUAUAUCUUUCAAUCUUUUCCUCAAACUGUCCAAACAAGCAAUUCCUAGUCACUUGGUCUCUCAUUUCAAUUCAUCACAGCUUGAAGAUCGUCUCCACAAGCCACGCCAAGAUGCCUACGCAACUCGACAACAUGAUGAAGUCCAAGAACAUGGUUCUUGCUUUCGGCGGCGCUGUCGCAGCAGCUGCUCUGUGGACCAUCUGGGGCAGCGAUAUGUUUCCUGCAGAGCAAGAUCCAACAGGCGACCCCGAGGGCUGGUCCCGGGAGGAUAUGCGCAGGUGGCUGGCUGCCGUGGGUGUUCCUUGGUUCGGGCAGAGAGCUGCUAACUGACGAGAUGUGCUAGAGGAAGCUGUAUCCCGGGGACACUGCUACGAGGGAGGAGUUGCUUGCCAGGGUUUUGGCCAACAUGAGGAUCCCGAGGCAAUGAGCUGGGCUCUGGUGUGGAUUUUUGGGUUGUCUUAGUCUUUGCUUGUUCUUUUGCAGUUUGGCGUUGAUUGGCGUGUACUACGGUACCUGGCUUCUGGACGACACAUGAUGGUGUUCAGAUUGGUCUGAAUGAGGUACGCUCCUACAGGCAGUCAUUCCCACCAUGUUGAUUAAAACGACGGGAAGAAAUCGUGUUCGACGCGAGUAAAGUCUGAAUUAUCUGAUAAGAUAGUAAUAACCUUGAUACCCGACCUAGUUUAGGGUAGCUCAAUAACACGAGGGAUCUCCCGCGCUUCAUCUGCAGGCUGUCAUCCCCAGAUCCACUUGGAUCGAAGUCAUCGUCCAGCCACCACCAGC
Molecule: messenger RNA, 832 nt
Organism: Emericellopsis atlantica
Lineage: Eukaryota; Fungi; Ascomycota; Sordariomycetes; Hypocreales; Bionectriaceae
Exons: 3
Coding region: 161-379 (72 amino acids)
Source: RefSeq, a predicted model, not a curated record